Closterium sp. NIES-65 is the source of this 1872-nucleotide messenger RNA. NCBI's taxonomy places the organism in Eukaryota, Viridiplantae, Streptophyta, Zygnematophyceae, Desmidiales, Closteriaceae. The record is from the annotation of a GenBank genome assembly.
AUGGCUCCUGCCGCGCCCGGUGGGUGCUGGCAACCGCAGUCCCCCGCCACAGCCACCAGCACCGACAGUCUCAGCGCCUCAUCCGCCGCCAGUCCCGGCGGCUGCAGCAGCAAUAGUAGUUUGGCGGCAGGAGAACCAGAGGCGGCGAGCUUGUCACCGCGCACGAGUAACUCUGGAAGCGAGUCGGCGGGGUUUCUAUCCUCUCCUCGGACCUUUGCCCCUCCUCUAGAGCCGCAAACCCUCGCGGGGAAAUGGCUCCUACGGCUGCUUGCGUCGGUUCCGGCUAUGGUACCAACUGCGGUCGAUGCCGAGUUGCGAAGACUGCAGGAGGAAGCGGCAGUUGGCGAAGGUGCUAACGACUUUAGCGACAGAACCAGUUUCGUCGACGAAUCCGUUUUCGCCGUGCUAGGGCGCGCAAACGGCGCGGCCGCAGUGUCAUUGAAUCUAAUCCAAGGAGAAUCUAUAGACGAAGCUCGAUGGGUGGAUGAGGCAAACUUACUACAAAGCCGCAUCUGGCGCCUCCAACGCCGCGACCAACAUGACGAGCUUCAAGAGCUCCUUUACGCGUUAGUAGCGCUCCAAUUCGUUUCACAAGGCCAUACGCCGCUUCUCCGCACGUUGCCUUUACUACCCGCGCUCCCGCCGUCUCCUUGGCAACGAGUUAACACCUACAACCGCGAUGACACCAACAGCCGCACAACCACCGCUAACUCCAACAGCCGCGAUAACCUCAGCGCUUCGACGGCAGUUUCUCGGGUUGCCGCUAACUCAUCCGCCACUUUCUUUACCAAUCAGUCGGCCGCCGUGACUCCCGCCGCUUCAGCCGCCGCCGCUUGCUGCACGGGUCUGCGUAAGAUGCUCUCGCCGACCGUCCGAGGGAUGGUUUCGCGACACCUGGCGAUGGUUAUGGCGAGCCAGCUGGAGCAAGCGCCACGUGGCGUUCCUACCAGCGGGAACGACGGAGACAGGAGUAGCGGCAACAGCGCGAAUAGCGGCGGCAUUAGAGGCACUAACGCGGAAAGCAGUGGCACGAGCGGUAUAAGGAACGUCGGCGCAGUGGCACGGCCGUACGGUCCGGGGGUUCUAAAGAGCUCGCGACUGCGGCUAGGUCAAAUUUACGCGUCGUCGAUAACCUAUGGGUAUUUUCUCCGACAGGUGGACUUACGACUGGAACUUGAAGCGUGCUGGCAGCUAAACCAAGCGAGUCUCCUGGAAGGAAUGUUGCUGCUGGCUGGCGGGGAAAACUGCGAACAGUACCAGCAGCAGCAGCAGCAGGUGCCUGUCAAGCGGGCUCUAGAACAGACUAGCAGACCAACAGCGGGAGGGGCGGCGGAAUCCUCGGGUUCUACUGGAGCAGCUUCUUCCGUAUUAGCCUCCUCUCCGGGUGAAAUCCGGCGAGUGUCACCCGGUCGCGAGCUGCCAAGCCUGGACGGAGAGGUUACCGGCUCGCAGGCUAGGGAAAGUGCUGAGACUAUUAGGUCUAAAGUUGGAGCGGCCCAGAUUCAGCGGAAUUAUCUGGAGCGGUGCUGGCAUGGGGCUUGUGAUGGGACCGCGGGGGGCGCGGGGAACGCGGGAGGGGGAAUGCGGAAGGCGGACAUUGGCGCGUACUUGCGCAGGAUGGAUCCUGGUUUGAUUCGGCAACUGAGCAAGAUCCACAGCAGGGAGUCGCUUAGGGUGAUUGAAAGGCACACUGAAGCGCUGUUCGGUCCUCCUGUGUGGGAAGAGGGAGCCGACGGUUCCCUGGCAGUGCGUGAUGAGGUGGUGUGGCUGACUGCGGGCGGUGUUGAGCGGCUGGUUCUGGAAGCUGUGGCUUUUGGGUGCGCUUUGCAGGAUGCGGAAGAGUAUGUGCACUCUAUUCACUCCAUCCGGUGA